AAUGCCCUGAGACCUGUGUGUCUGUAUAUUAUGACGUCACAUCCCUUUUAUUUCCCCCGGGCGAGAGGCAAGAUGGUUCCCCCGGUCCAGGUUUCGCCGCUGAUCAAGUUCUCCAGAUACUCAGCACUGCUACUUGGAAUUAUCUAUGGGAAGAAAAGACAUGACUACCUGAAGCCUAUCGCUGAGGAGGAAAGGAGGAUAGAAGAAGAGGAGAAAAAGAAGCGUGAAGAAAUGGAACGAAUUGCGAAAGAGCUUAGAGAAGCCUCUGAAGAUACAAUACUGAAAUAAACCUGCUUGAUCUUCAUAUUAACUUUCAAUAUCCAGUGUUUGGAAGAAUGAGUGGAAUGAUCUUAAGUGUUGAACAGAAACUUACGUCAAUAAACAGUUGUCAUCAGUAGUAGUCA
Messenger RNA from Pogona vitticeps (central bearded dragon), 404 nucleotides. It is a transcript of the gene ATP5ME, whose product is annotated as ATP synthase membrane subunit e. Gene Ontology annotation, biological process: proton motive force-driven ATP synthesis. Gene Ontology annotation, molecular function: proton transmembrane transporter activity. The record is from RefSeq and is a predicted model, not a curated record. Gene Ontology annotation, cellular component: proton-transporting ATP synthase complex. Lineage: Eukaryota; Metazoa; Chordata; Lepidosauria; Squamata; Agamidae.